This is a messenger RNA of Xenopus laevis (African clawed frog), 1002 nucleotides long. RefSeq names its product peptidylprolyl isomerase like 3 S homeolog (gene ppil3.S). The coding region runs from base 249 to 734 and encodes 161 amino acids. The record is from RefSeq and is a predicted model, not a curated record. Gene Ontology annotation, molecular function: isomerase activity; peptidyl-prolyl cis-trans isomerase activity. Gene Ontology annotation, biological process: protein folding. The transcript is spliced from 7 exons. Gene Ontology annotation, cellular component: catalytic step 2 spliceosome. NCBI's taxonomy places the organism in Eukaryota, Metazoa, Chordata, Amphibia, Anura, Pipidae.
UGUAGUUUUGUCUUAGAAGCUUUUCAUUUGCUGCCCCUUUAUCUAAAGCUUGUGUGUGGGGGAAGGUAAAUCCUGCUACACCGUCACUAACUCCACUUCCUGUCUGGCAGGCACUGGAUGUCUUUGAUUGUGUCUCUGUUACAUUAUAUUGCUGCAUUAUCCUCAGCCUGGUGCCCAUCAAACACUAGCCCACUAAUGUGAGUGAGCACAGUCCUGGGCUGCCACAACAUCAAACGGUGUGACACAAAAUGGCUGUGACGCUUCACACGGAUCUGGGGGAGAUCAAGAUCGAAUUGUUUUGUGAGAGAGCCCCGAAGGCCACUGAGAACUUCCUCGCUCUCUGUGCCAGUAACUAUUACAUCGGCUGCCUCUUCCACCGGAAUAUCAAGGGCUUCAUGGUCCAGACUGGGGAUCCUACAGGUACAGGAAAGGGAGGCCAGAGCAUUUGGGGCCGGAAGUUUGAAGAUGAAUAUAGCGAAUAUCUAAAGCACAGUGUUCGUGGAGUGGUCUCUAUGGCCAACAAUGGCCCCAACACUAACAGCUCUCAGUUCUUCAUUACAUACGGGAAGCAGCCGCAUCUGGAUAUGAAAUAUACAGUGUUUGGAAAAGUGAUCGAUGGCCUUGACACACUUGAUGAGCUGGAGAAGCUGCCGGUGCACGAGAAAUCCUUUCGCCCCCUCACCGAAGUGCGGAUUAAGGACGUCACAAUACAUGCCAACCCCUUUGCCCUCUAGCUUAUGAUUGGCUUAAAGAUGGCUUCACUCGUCAGAAUCCUGCAAAGUGACUUCUGGGGGUUUUGUGUUUGGAAUCUGCAAUUCAUUUGCAGCUGUGGGCCCAGUCAUGGGAUGGAUCACCUACGAGGAACCCAAUGUUGCUUCGGCAAUGUCUGACAUUAUCUACACCAGCAGCUUCUUACUGUCAGCCAUUGCUCCUAAAAGGAUAAGUGAACCUUUAAAAUAAGUGAAUGUAAAAUUGAUGAGGGGGUCUAUUCUAAGCACUUUU